This is a messenger RNA of Paramisgurnus dabryanus, 2258 nucleotides long. RefSeq names its product mRNA decay activator protein ZFP36L1. NCBI's taxonomy places the organism in Eukaryota, Metazoa, Chordata, Actinopteri, Cypriniformes, Cobitidae. The record is from RefSeq and is a predicted model, not a curated record. Gene Ontology annotation, molecular function: metal ion binding; mRNA binding.
UCAACACUUGCGAGCAGUUCAACACAUUUCUUAACUGCACAUAGAAAAUCACAACAAGGCAUCGUGACAAUGCCAUCAAAUUUUCUCACGCCCUUCCUUGAGUUGGACGACGAGUUUUGCAAGAGUUUUCGCAGUAUUGAUCUGACAGAUGGCGCACAGCAGCAGCGCACGGUGGGAUUCCAGCGCAGACAUUCCUUAUGUCCGGUCACUCUUCCCAACUCCAAAUUCAACGACAACAGCCCGUGGCCUCUCCAGGGCAUCAACUGGAACCUCGAGCAGAAACAACAGCUGCCCCGUUCCUCCCUCAAUCACAUCCCGUUCAGAGUCGACAGGUCUGUUAGUAUGAUCGAAGGACACGUGAGCGGUCUGGGGGCAUGCGAGCCCACCGCGCCCCUAGCUCCACCGCCCGGCCUCAGCAUCAGCAACAGUUCCCUGUCCUCUCCAAAGGGUCUCAGCGCCACCACGACGCCAAUGUCCACUCGCUACAAGACGGAGCUGUGCCGCACUUAUGAGGAGAGCGGCACGUGCAAAUACGGUGCCAAGUGUCAGUUUGCGCACGGGAUGGAGGAGUUGCGAGGCCUCAACAGGCACCCGAAGUACAAGACCGAGCCCUGUCGCACUUUUCACACCAUUGGCUUUUGCCCUUACGGCGCACGGUGUCAUUUCAUACACAACGCGGACGAGAUGCAAGGAAACGCGCACGGACAGAAGAGCGCCAGGGAGCGACCUCAGUUGCUUCGGCAGAGCGUCAGUUUCAGCGGCUUCUCAUCGCAAGCCCUGACCGGUUUCCAUGCCGUGCCGGACGCGCUGGCCUUUUCCAGGUCAUCUUCUGUGUCUCCUCCACCAUCCACAGGUAGUCCCGACCUGCUCUCCCCUCUCUUUCCCGAGCCCGGUUCUUUGAAGCAUAGCUACCCCUUCGCGGAUGUGGGCAGCAAUGACGCUCCGCGUUUCUGCGCCAUCACUGACUCCAAGUUUACCAGCAGCUGUGCGCAAAACCUGGCGUACGCGCUGAAGGGCCUGACGGCUCUCCAGCGCAGCUCAUCCGCGGACUCUCUCUCAGACCAGGAGGGCUACAGCAGCUCCAGCAGCCUCAGUGGAUGCGACUCCCCAGACAUUGAGGGCAGGCGUUUGCCCAUCUUCAGCCGCCUGUCUGUCUCAGACGAUUAGUCUAACAUUAACUGUGCAUAUUGCAUUCUUACUAAAGCAGUUUAUCUGCUUUGAUUUUGUAAAGUUUUAGACCUAUUCUUUUUUUAUAUGAAUUUGUUGUCAAUGUAUACUGUUGUAUACUGGUUCCAUGCUGCAGUGGGUACUUCACCUUAGAUUUAUUACAUGUUUGGGACAGUUCUCAAAAGUUCACCUUGUUUUCUGCCCAUUCUACUUAAGGUGACAGGGCUGUAAGAAGAAGCGCAGAUGUUCUGGGCAAUUCCCAAUGCACCCACAUUAUAUAGUCUAACCAAAGCUGAGCAACUUAGAGUAUAUACAUAUAGUGUAAAGUCUAACCCGCUCUCUGAACAUACUGUAAGCAAAAUGUAGCCUUUAGUUAAGGCAUUUUUUUAAUCGACAGUAUUAUCAAGUAGUUUAACCUAGUUUAAAACCUAUUUAUUGCUUUUUUAUAAUAUGCAGUGAUUGCCUUCUUUGUUUGGGUUUAUAUGCAUUUUGAAGAAGAAACAAUGUAGAUAAAGCUUUUUUGUCUGAGCCCGUUCGUCUGCUUUGCACGAGCUAACCCCUAGCUUUAAUUCAGACCAGAUGCACAGAGUCUAAAAGUUGGAGUCUCAGGAGGUAUUGAUACACUCCACUAUUCUGUAUCGGCCUGACAGUCUUUAUCAGUAAUAAUAUUCAGAGAUAUCCACAUGACAUUUUUAUGCAAACAAAUGUGAAUAGUGACAAUGUACCAGAAAAGAGUGAAGUUAUAAUAGCAUGGUCUUCGUCUCGUGCACUCUUAGUUUUUAUUUAAGAGGCGAAACAGGAUAUUUUCAAUGUGUACAUUUCUGCAUUUGUGUACAACCGAGAACUUAAACAUAGUUCAUCACUUGGAAAAAUUGAACUGGGUGUUCUUAUGUUUGUAUUAUUUCUCUGCCUGUUUUGCCUUGUGACAUAAGACACUCUUUUGUUAACUUAAAACUUAUUUAUUUUGUUUUUUCAAAGUGGGAAAACAGUAUAUUGUGUUGUGCUUUCGUUUCAUGUUUGUUUAUAUAUAAUUUAAAUGAACUGUUUACAUUCCUUGGUAUGGCAAUGCCCAUUUUCAUUAUAAUAUAUUG